AUGAGAACCAUCUCUUGUGGUCACACAGCGUCGGUCAUGACCAUGUUCAUUGUCGGGUUACUGGUACUUGCUGUUCAUAAUGUCAAUGGAGGAGGAGAUUCAGGAGAUUGUUUAAAAGAUUACAUUCAGGUCAUACAAGGCACCACUGGCAACCUACCUAGUGGAACUCCAAUUUUUAGUGUGCAAAUAAUAAAUGAGUGCCCCAGGGAUUGCAGCAUUGCCCAAAUCCAUCUCAGCUGUGAUUCUUUUGCAUCUGAGCUACUGAUCAACCCUAUGAUAUUCAGGAAACUUGGCAGUAAUGACUGCCUUGUUAACAAUGGAAAACCCCUUGCUAAUGGUGCUGUUAUCUCCUUCAAAUAUGCCUCUAGUGCCCAAUUCCCCCUUGCUGUUUCCUCCCUCACUUGCUUACCUUGA
Quercus robur (English oak) is the source of this 414-nucleotide messenger RNA. Its product is annotated as TPD1 protein homolog 1-like. Bases 1 to 414 code for a protein of 137 amino acids. The transcript is spliced from 2 exons. The record is from RefSeq and is a predicted model, not a curated record. NCBI's taxonomy places the organism in Eukaryota, Viridiplantae, Streptophyta, Magnoliopsida, Fagales, Fagaceae. Gene Ontology annotation, biological process: cell fate determination.